Molecule: messenger RNA, 1693 nt
Organism: Macrosteles quadrilineatus (aster leafhopper)
Lineage: Eukaryota; Metazoa; Arthropoda; Insecta; Hemiptera; Cicadellidae
Product: delta(24)-sterol reductase-like
Exons: 10
Coding region: 148-1647 (499 amino acids)
Biological process (GO): steroid metabolic process
Cellular component (GO): cytoplasm; membrane
Molecular function (GO): Delta24(24-1) sterol reductase activity; FAD binding
Source: RefSeq, a predicted model, not a curated record
CUCAGAUAAACUUAUGAUAGGUCGGUUACCUUCAGACUAUUGGAUUAUUAUGUAUGCAGGACCUAUCUGUUUAGAUUUCAUAUUCAUAGCUGAACUGUUCAAGGACAAAUCCAGUCUAGUGUCCAGUUUAGUUAGGUUUCUCUAGACAUGAAAGUAGAAAGUAUAGUGGAGUUUGUGUUGUUCAGAUUCCGAUGGAUUUUUGUGUGUUUAUUUCUACUACCAUGUACAAUCACGUAUGAUUUCUUAGUAUUAGUGAAAAAAUUAAUCAGUUCAUUCUCAACUAAAGAGGUAAAAGAGAGUCAUUUCGAGAGAGCAAAAUUUGUGCAGGAUCAGGUGAAACAAUGGCACCAAGGAGAUCAGUCAACUCCAAUGUGCACAGGCAGGCCCGGCUGGAAAGCUAUGACUUUACGAGAACCAAAAUACAAGCAAUGGAUGUACAAUAUUCAAGUGGACUUGGAUGAAAUUGUGGAAAUUGAUAUUGACAGACAGGUGAUGAUCGUAGAACCGCUGGUGACAAUGGGUCAGAUAUCUGCAAGGCUCAUUCCACUUGGAUGGACUCUUCCUUUGGUUGUGGAAUUGGACGAUUUAACUGUCGGUGGUUUGAUUAUGGGCCAGGGAAUCGAGUCGUCUUCUCACGCAGUGGGAUUGUUCCAACACAUUUGCCUCAUGUACGAGAUAGUCCUGGCAGAUGGAAGUAUGGUUAGAUGCUCAAAAGAUGAAGACCCAGAUUUGUUUUAUGCCAUACCUUGGUCAUAUGGGACACUGGGAUUCCUAACUGCUGUGGAACUUCGGAUCACACCAGCAAAAAGGUUUGUGAAGUUGAAGUAUGAGCCUUUCUACUCACUUGAUGAGGGAGUUGCAAUGUGUGAAGCUCGAUCAAAAGACAAAAAUAAGAAUCAGUUUGUGGAAGGAAUCAUGUUCGACAAGAAUCAAGGAGUAAUAAUGACUGGGUCUAUGGUUGAUGACGGAACUAAUGUGAACGUGAUUGGAAGGUGGUACAAACCAUGGUUUUAUGAACACGUACGAAGCUUUCUAACAAGAGGCGAGAUGGAAGAAUGUAUCCCAUUGAGGGAUUACUACCAUCGACACACCAAAGCACUAUUCUGGGAGUUGCAGGAUAUAGUUCCAUUUGGCAACAACCUGUUCUUCAGAUGGAUUCUUGGAUGGGCAAUGCCUCCGAAAAUAUCAUUCUUGAAGCGAACACAAACUAAGGUGAUAAAGGAUUUGUACGACAAGCACCACGUGGUUCAAGACCUUAUCAUCCCUAUACAGCUUUUGAAAAAGUCUCUGCUUUUCUUCGACAAAGAAAUCAACGUUUACCCAAUCUGGUUGUGCCCUGCUCUGCUACCUAAUGACCCUGGAUUAGUACACUCUUACUCCGACACACCACAGCUGUACGUGGACAUCGGGCUGUACGGAACGCCCAACGCACCACAUUACGAAUGUGUCCAGUCUACCAGGGCAAUAGAACAUUUCACCAUUCAAAACAAAGGGUAUCAGAUGAUGUAUGCUGGAACAUUCUGCGAUGAAGAAGAAUUUUCCAAAAUGUUUGAUUUGAGCCUAUACAACAGGGUUCGUGAAAGAUUGAAAUGUGACAAGGCUUUUCCACAUAUCUUUGGGAAGAUAAAUAGAAAAGUACGAGACUAAAACCCAAUGUUUGUAUCCAAAAAGCUAUUAAAUACAUUUUUUAAAA